CGGCCCCUCAGUGAUGAGCUGUCAGCGGGAGAGCCACACAACACAGGCAGUGGCAUCCUGCUUCAGUCUUCAGUCCUCCCCCAACUCGGCGUGGCAGUGCGCAUCAUCUGUCAGAGUGCCCCUCUCCCUCCCUCCGCCUCCCCACCCCCUUCCCUUGCCGCCAGCUCUUUCCCCGUUCAUGAGAUGCAAAGCCCUGGCAGGCGGGCGAGCAGAGCGGAGCGGGAGCAGGAGCCGCACGUUGCAGCAGCUCUGCCAGGGGCGCAGAGGUGAGGUGGGCCGUGUCCCUCUGCCACCCUCUCCCAUGUACCAGGAGGUGGCUGACUCUGUCACUCAGGGCCUCACCGAGCCAUGCCCAGCUGGGGCCGGGGCCAGCCACACCUUCCCGGCGGCACUGCCCACCGCCAGACAGAACUCCUUAGCCUGCAGCCUCUCUGACCAUCCAGUUGGCAAAGACCUGCAGGCCAUGAGGACCGGUCAAAGACAGAACAAAGGGAUGAGGACCCGCCUGGGAUGCCUGUCUCACAAGUCAGACUCGUGUAGUGAUUUCACAGCUAUUCUUCCCGACAAACCCAACCGUGCUCUAAAGAGACUAUCCACAGAAGAAGCCACGAGGUGGGCAGAUUCCUUUGACGUGCUUCUCUCCCAUAAGUAUGGGGUGGCCGCCUUCCGCGCCUUUUUGAAGACCGAGUUCAGCGAGGAGAACCUAGAAUUCUGGCUGGCCUGUGAGGAGUUCAAGAAGACCAGAUCAACUGCAAAACUGGUCUCCAAGGCCCAUAGGAUCUUUGAGGAGUUUGUGGAUGUGCAGGCUCCGAGGGAGGUAAACAUAGACUUCCAGACCCGAGAAGCCACGAGGAAGAACAUGCAAGAGCCAUCCCUGACUUGCUUUGACCAAGCGCAGGGAAAAGUACACAGCCUCAUGGAGAAAGACUCUUAUCCCAGGUUCCUGAGGUCCAAAAUGUACUUAGAUUUGCUGUCCCAAAGCCAGAGGAGGCUCAGUUAGACCUCAGAUGGGGACUCUUGGAGAUCACUGGCUUCCCCCCUCCCCUUGCUGCCAAGACCAUAUUCUAAUGUGAAAUGUCAUAGGUGUUCAAAAAGCAAUGGCGUUUAGUUUGGGAGCCUGGGGGAUGAGGAGUGGAUGAAGGGCCAUUCCAAAGUAAGAUCCAGUCACCAGAGCUCGGACUCUAUUCCAUUAACCCAUGUUUGUGUUUUGGUUAGCGGUAGCACCUUGCUGCUGUUACCCUCCUUCUGGGUCAGCAACUUGCCCUUCACAAUGCCUUGGGUCAUUUCCGCUGAGAAGGCAGAUUUGCUAUGCUGGGCUAAUGUGUAAAUAAUGCAAAUGCAAUUCUCACCACUUCCACACCCUCCUAAGUUAGGAUUCCUGGCUCUAACUUGUACUAUACCCCUGUGAGGAAUAGCUAGAAGACUCUGGCUCACCUAGGUGAUUUGCUGUCACAAUGUAGUGGCCAGUGCUAGUGUAGGAGAGAGGUUUGUGGGGAAUCCCAGGUUUCUAACGCUGUCAUUGACAGGUGGCCUCUGGGAGAAGGGGCAAACUUCAUGGAGCUGGCUAUUUCUUCCAUUUCCACUAGACCAGUGUGAAAAACUGUCAUCACUGCCCAUCUUAGCCUAGGAAAUUCACAAGACAUUUUUACCCUCACAAUUCCAUGAAGGGUCUUGGGAGAUCUCUUAUAUGAUUUCUGAUGUGGCGUCUGCUUUUAAGAAAGAUACAGCUUGCAGAUCUUCCUCGAUUCUACCAAGAAGUAUUCCAGAAGUCGAAUGACCAGGGAACAUAGCUCCAGUAGACUUUUGUGCAAUGGGGCGCCAUAUAACCUCUCUGUUGCUUAAUGUAUUCUCCGCCGUCACCUCCCUGUGGCAUCACACAUCACUGAUCUCUUAGAAUGACAGACAGCUUGGCAAAGGGAGGUGAAUUCCCAUAGCAUGGACAGCUUUCAUGGUGCCUAAUACUUUCCUUGUCUCUCCCUGUCCCCCCUUCCAUGCAGGUCAUGUAAUUAUGAUGGGGGAGAAUGGGAACUUAGGCUGUAACUCUUCAGCUUGCUUCCUGGGAGCAUGCUUUCUUAGAAAGGUCUCUCUCAUGAGGGCCAUCUUGGCUAUUCAGCAACUUCCUUCUUGAUCUCUGACCUUUUGGGAUUGAACAUGGAACAGGAGGUGAGGCUAAGAUCACUGUGAACAUCUGGCUGUGGAGAAUCUUCCUAAAAUGCUUUCAUGGUACCCUGAGGCUCCUUUUGGAAAUGUGUCAGGAUACUCUUCCUUGGAGGGUGAGCGUAAAGCACCCUAGCUUCCUGAGAAAAAAGUGGACUUCGGCACAAAUUUGCAGUGCCAGGGAUAUGAAUCCUCAGCAGAGAGACCGGAAAGUGGAAGAGGAGUCUGGAAGAGGCUGGUCUCCAGGUGGACCAAAUCGUAGAGAAUAUGGUGGAGUUACUAUUGGGAUAAUUCACAGCCGGUGGAUUUGGAGUCAUUGCAGAUCUCCACAACUUUCAGCUUGACUAAAUGAAAUAGCUGCGAUUAGGCGUAAGCUCUGGAGUGCAGGCGAUUGAGAACUGGGCUGAAGCGUUCUCCUUUUGUGGGGUGAUGGGCCCUUUAGGUACACAGGAUUCUGGUGUUUGCAUUCCUGUCCAGUAACUUUGUGAAUUUCUUCCUUCCUUGGCUGCAGCUAGACAAGUUCAAGAAGGCUCUUGAGUCCCACUGGUGUUAGGGUCCAUUGCUCCGCCAUGACACGUUGUAUCUGUAAGUGAGGGCUGGUGAGUCUGUCUGAACCAUCAAGGAGAGAACACAUACCUCUUAGCCCUCACACCGAAGCACUCUGUAAAAUCUCAUGUUCAAGAACUCCAAUGCAUCAAAUAGGUGUUGUUAGAUCAGGUAGUGUUCCCCUGCCCCCACUGGUAAAAAACCAUUCUUAGCUAAAGCUGCCAGAAUUAAUUUAAUGAUCAAAUUCUUGAACAGGGUAUUUUAAACAUUGUUUACAUAUGAAAUGUACAUAUUGUCGAAUGUCAACUCUACUGUCGAAUAUGAGGUGCAUGUAAAUUGGAACCGCACAGAGUUAUGGAAAAAUGAAAUGUUUCAGAGGGGCCUUUUUACCACUUCCACUAUCCCCAGGAGAAGUCUGAACAAGACUGUUGUGCAGUGGCCUCACUUGAGGCCUAGAGUUCUUGCCAACCAUUGGUGGAAUGAAGGCUGCAGAUGGUGGUGUCAUGGCGCCCAGUGACUUCCUCCCACGAUGGGGAGGCGUGAAGGACCAAGCUUGGGUAUCCUGAAUUUUGCCGCUACGUGAGCGUAUGUGGGCAUGUGUCUGUGUGUAGAGGAAUGUGAUGGCUAUAUUUAUGGUACUCCCGUGGAGUGUCUGCGUGCAUGUGUGUGUGUGUGAGACCAUUGUGAGCAUGAGUCCAGGACACCACAGAGACCAUCUUCCCAUGGGGUAGAGCUGUCCUCACACCCUUUCUGUCCUGCUUCCCACAAAAGGCACAAAGCUCUCUGCUCUGAUGCCUAUGUUCAGGCACUUAGGUCAUGCCAACCCAGAUUUUGGUCUGUGACGAAACAAAGAGAAAUGUUUACAACAUCUAGAGCAAUAUCAAAGCAUACCUCAUCCAUGACCGUCCAUGUCUCCCGGUCCUGCCCUCUUGCCUGUCUCCUCUUCCACAAGCCCUCAUCUGCCUCACUAGGUGGGCCUCUGCAGGUGCCACUUCUUCCAUUUAAGGUCUUCCUUUUGUCCUCGUGCCAGGCUUGUGCUGUGGACUGCCUUCUGGGCUUGAGGCUUGCUCUGGGCCUGGGACCUCUGAAGACCCAGGGCAAGCCAGGGCAGGAGCCCAGGCAGAGCUGUGAUCUUUAGGACUGCUCUCCACCCCCAAGUGGCUUUUGGCCCCACUUGCGCGUCAACCUGUUUUUAGGCUAGGUGUAAGAUUUCCCAUUGCCUUUGGCAAACCAAAUAGACCAUAAUCAGUAACAACCAUUCAUAGCCCCGAGGCACCUUUGGGGUGAGGAAGGAUCCUCUGAGCAUGCCCAGGCUCACCCAGAAAGCCUGUUACAAGUGCUCAUUCCCAGGUUGCACACCCAGAGAUGCUGAUCCAAAAGACCUGGGUUUUCAGACCCAGAAAACUGCAUUUUUAGUAAGUCCCCAUAGACCAUGCUUUGAAAAAAGAUGUUCUAAGACAGUGGCUCCCACCAUUGGCUGCUCAUUGGAAUCACCUGUAGAGUUUUGAAAUCUAAAUGUCCAGGUCCCACCCCAGAACAGCUUGGGGCCACGACCCAAGACAUCAGCAGUUUUCAGAGCUCCCCAGGUGAUUCUACGUGCAGGUGAGGUGAGGAAGCACUGGCCUGAGGAGUGAGGAUGUGCAGGGCUGAGCUUAUGCAAACGUGUGGCCAAGAGGGCUGGAGCAAGCCAAGAUGCAAUCAGGCACAACACCCGGAACCCACCAGCCCUGAGCUUGAUUCGGGGAGGCUGCCUCUGUGCUGUCUCAGUCUGAUUCGCCCCUUUGAGAUCAAAACGUUCCAGCUGCAUGCAGUGUUCGGCAGCGGGUGUGCCGAUGGCGGGGAGCUCUGGAGGGUAUUUGAUUAAGAGAGGUUUUCCCACUCAUCCUGAGCUUCAUUCGCAGUGCUUCCUCCAAGCUUGCCUCCUGGGCUGCUCCCUCGUCUGUUUGCUCUCAUGUACUCUGUGUUUGGCCGUCUGCGUUUGGUUGUGCCUCUGUAUCCAAGGCCAUGGGAUGACGUGGUAGUUGAAACUCAGGUAGCAGGGGAAAGGGUGUGUCAGGGUAAUAAUAGCGGAAGCACGACAACUUCCAGGUUUGUCAUCAGAGGGUCACCCACCCCAGGAAUAUGCUCUUUGGAGCUUUCUUUUCCAAGGCCACAGUGGGGCUUCCGUGCCUGCUGUUAGCCCUCACGAUCGCCUCUUUGGUCUCAGGCUGGGUGGGCAGAUGAAAGUUCCUAGUUGAUUUUAUUCUCUGGUGCUCCCCCUCCCCGCCCGCCCCAGAACUUGCUGCUCUGAAUAAACCAAAGCUGUGAAAUGGUGUUUUGCCCCGGGCGGGCGGCAGGCCCAGCCUCCGGGAGCCGGGCGGGGUGUGCACGUGCCCCGGGGCCCUGGACUGUGAGGGAAAGACACGAAUCCAUUGUGUUGAGAGCUGGGGGAGGUGGGGGGGAAGAGACUGAAGAGGAAGGAACAAGGUGGGAAAGACGAAUGGCUGCGGUGCCGGCUGCCUCUCCAUGAAGCAGAAGGGAGAGGUGAAAGUGGCACAGGCAGAGGCAGAGAUGGUCCCCAUCGACACGAGCACCCGGAACCAUCCUGACCCUGUCGGUGCCCACUUCCACGCAAAGCAGAGGAAUCUGAUUUUCCACCUGACACUGUCCUUCAGUGCGCCGAGCGUCAGCCCUCAUUAAAUAUGCGUCUCUCCGGGUCAGAAGCGGGAGAGGUGGCAAAAGUCACCCCUGCCUUUGAGAACCUGUGCCACUUGGCCUGAGAUCGUGGAGGAAGAAGCCAAGAGCAGAAAUGUCUUCCUGUCCCUGUGGCCUCUCGGGACCGCCCAGGGAUGCCGUGGACCAAGAUGGGAGGCUGCGGGACGGGGCCACUGGCCUUCCCAGGGUUGGGGGCCAGGCCCGCUCGAGAAACUGCUCCCUUGUGGAUCGUUACUCCCUUUGGACCCUUCGGCCGCCUUCCGUGUGCCGUGUGCGGGGAAAGGUGGCCGGCAGCUUGCGCUCCAGCCGCGGGAGCCCUAGCUGAGUCACGCGGCGUGCACCACAGAUCUGUAGCUGCCCAGCUGCCAUGUAAACCGCUUGGCUGACGGAGUCCUCAUUGAGUUGUCUCAUUACUGUGCAAAGUGGGAUAAUGUCAUUCACCUUUACUAUAAACAAGGCUGUGAGAACAUAAUAAACACACCCUGAACACGCUG
Messenger RNA from Herpailurus yagouaroundi (jaguarundi), 5891 nucleotides. It is a transcript of the gene RGS8, whose product is annotated as regulator of G protein signaling 8. Lineage: Eukaryota; Metazoa; Chordata; Mammalia; Carnivora; Felidae. The transcript is spliced from 6 exons. The record is from RefSeq and is a predicted model, not a curated record. The coding region runs from base 14 to 1000 and encodes 328 amino acids.